Molecule: messenger RNA, 1212 nt
Organism: Chinchilla lanigera (long-tailed chinchilla)
Lineage: Eukaryota; Metazoa; Chordata; Mammalia; Rodentia; Chinchillidae
Gene: Samd1
Product: sterile alpha motif domain containing 1
Molecular function (GO): protein binding
Source: RefSeq, a predicted model, not a curated record
AGAGGUGGAGAAGAUCGAGUGCUUGAGAAAGAAGAGGAAGAAGAUGAAGAUGAUGAAGAUGAUGAAGAUGACGUGUCCGAGGGCUCAGAAGUGCCUGAGAGCGACCGUCCUGCAGGUGCCCAGCACCUCCAGCUUAAUGGCGAGCGGGGCCCUCCUAGCACUAAGGAGAGGGUCAAGGAGUGGACGUCCUGUGGACCCCUCCCGGGGCAGGAUGAAGGGCGGGGACCAGCACCCGGCAGUGGUACUCGCCAGGUGUUCUCCAUGGCGGCCAUGAGUAAGGAAGGAGGAUCGGCCUCUGUUGCCACUGGGCCAGAUUCCCCGUCCCCUGUGCCUUUGCCUCCAGGAAAGCCAGCCCUCCCUGGGGGGGACGGGACUCCCUUUGGCUGUCCUCCUGGGCGCAAGGAGAAGCCAGCGGACCCUGUGGAAUGGACAGUGAUGGACGUGGUAGAGUACUUCACCGAGGCCGGCUUCCCCGAGCAGGCCACUGCCUUCCAGGAGCAGGAAAUCGACGGCAAAUCCUUGCUGCUCAUGCAGCGCACAGAUGUGCUGACCGGCCUUUCCAUCCGCCUGGGCCCAGCUCUCAAAAUCUAUGAGCACCACAUCAAGGUGCUUCAGCAAGGCCACUUUGAAGAUGACGACCCCGACGGCUUUCUAGGCUGAACGCCCAGCAUUGCCCUCCCCGGGUCUAUGCCAGCCCCCAUGUCGCCCGACUCCCCCAGAGUCCUGGAGCUGGUUAGGACACCGGGCCCUGGUGACAGAUUCCGGCAAGGGGCACCUCUGUUCAUCUCCCUUUGUGUCUCACACACACCUGCCCCCGCUCCCCUGCGGCACAUCCACUGCUCCCCAAGGAGGGAGUAUGGGGUGGGACUCCAGGAGGCCAGCCCCCUCCCCGCCCAAGGACAAUUUUGGAAAAAAAUACUGGGCUUCCCCAAAAAUCAUCUUCAGUUCAGCCAGAUGUUUCCUAUAUAAAUGUUUUGUUCUGCUUGUUCAUUUUGGUGGGUGGUCUCUCUCCCCCACCACCCAAGCCCCUUCCCAGCCCGCUGCCCCCGCCCUCCAGCACAGGAGGAUUGGGGAACACCUGGGUUGGGUCCCUGGGUCUUCUUUCCCUUUUCUUUCUGUCGUCAUUGCUCCAGCUGGCUGUAUUGCUUUUUAAUAUUGCACCGAAGGUUUUUUAAAUAAAAUUUUAAAAAAAAAAAGGAAAAGAAAGAAAAA